Messenger RNA from Larimichthys crocea (large yellow croaker), 4368 nucleotides. It is a transcript of the gene ercc6l, whose product is annotated as excision repair cross-complementation group 6-like. NCBI's taxonomy places the organism in Eukaryota, Metazoa, Chordata, Actinopteri, Sciaenidae. Gene Ontology annotation, molecular function: ATP binding; protein binding; DNA translocase activity. Bases 74 to 3913 code for a protein of 1279 amino acids. The transcript has 3 exons. The record is from RefSeq and is a predicted model, not a curated record.
AAAAAAUGGCGGGAGAAAAAGCAGCGGGCUCAAACAAAACUGAACUUCCGGUGUGUCACCGGGUAAAACAACGAUGGAUGUUGCUCAACUUAACGGCGACGUUGCCAGCAUGGAUGUUGCUCGAUAUGACGGCGACGUUGCCGAAGUUUCGGAAAAGCUGGAGCGGUCUUUGUCCAUGGACACUGAGGACAAGAUGGAGACGUACCACAGAUUUAUCCAAGACGGUAAAGACGUCGCCCGACAAGGGGACAUGCACAAAGCGCUGAAGUUCUUCAAGCUGGCGUACGACAUCCACCAGAGUCAAAAACUCGAGAGCAGGAUAAAGAAAAUUGAGGAACUCAUUUCCCAGAAUGAUUCCGAGGAAGACGAAGAAGAGUUUGUCAAUGUAAACGGCAGCGGUUUGAUGCUUUUCAAAGAUCUGCACAGCAAGCUUUAUGACUACCAGAGAAAUGGAGUGGCCUUCUUAUACAGUCUCUACAGAGAUGGCCUCAAAGGCGGGAUCUUGGCCGAUGACAUGGGCCUUGGUAAAACCAUCCAGGUGAUAUCAUUCCUCUCUGGUAUGUACGAUAAUGAGCUGGUUAAACACACGAUGCUCGUCAUGCCAACUUCCCUCAUCACAAACUGGACCAAGGAGUUUGCCAAGUGGACUCCUGGGAUGAGGGUGAAGGAGUUUCACGGUACCAGCAAAGGAGAGAGGACCAGGAAUUUGGAGAAGGUUCAGAGGAGAGGCGGCGUCAUCAUCACCACGUACACAAUGCUUAUGAAUAACUGGCAGCAGCUGUCAUCAUAUCACGGCAGAGAGUUCACAUGGGACUACAUGAUCCUGGAUGAGGCACACAAGAUUAAAACAACAACCACCAAAACUGCUAAAAGUGCUUCCGCCAUACCCUCCAAAAACAGAGUUCUUCUCACAGGAACUCCAGUCCAGAACAACCUGAGAGAAAUGUGGGCUCUCUUUGACUUUGCUUGCCAAGGCACUCUCCUCGGCACAGCCAAAACAUUCAAAGCAGAGUACGAGAACCCCAUCACCCGUGCCCGAGAGAAGGAUGCCACUCCAGGCGAAAAGGCUCUGGGGUCCCGGAUGUCUGAGAACCUCAUGGCCAUAAUCAAACCCUACUUCCUGCGCAGAACAAAAUCAGAAGUGCAGAAAAACAAAAUGAACGGUGCGCGUCCAGAUAAAGAAGAAGAUAUUUCAGAAAAAGACAGCGGAGCUGUCAUGCCCACUCUGAUGAGAAAGAACGACCUGAUCAUCUGGACCUACCUGAGCUCUGUUCAAGAAGACAUAUACAGGCAGUUCAUUUCACUGGACCACAUCAAGGAGCUGCUGAUGACCAGCAGAUCACCGCUGGCUGAACUAAACAUCCUGAAAAAGCUGUGCGACCACCCGAGACUGCUCUCUGCCGCCGCCAUCGCCAAAUUAGGCUUGGAGGAAAGUACGGCCGAAAGUCAGAACGACGAUGCAGAGAUGGACGCCGCCCACAGCAUUGCCAACAUCUCCGACGACACUUUAAUAGCCGAGUCUGGGAAACUGGUCUUUCUGUUCACGCUUCUUGAACGGCUCAGGCAUGAAGGCCACCGUACACUCGUCUUUGCUCACUACAGGAAGGUGCUCGACAUCAUCGAACGCAUCCUCGGCAACAGAGGCUUCAAAGUGCUGAGACUGGAUGGCACGAUAACACAAAUCGCAGAGAGAGAGAGGCGCAUCACACUGUUCCAGAACGAUGAUCGAUACUCCGUCUUCCUCCUGACCACCCAGGUCGGAGGAGUUGGCAUCACCUUGACUGCUGCAAACCGAGUCGUGAUCUAUGAUCCCAGCUGGAACCCAGCAACUGAUGCUCAGGCCGUUGACAGGGCGUACCGCAUCGGACAGACUGAAAACGUCGUCAUCUACAGGCUGAUCACCUGCGGGACAGUCGAGGAGAAGAUCUACAGGCGGCAAGUUUUCAAAGACUCUCUCAUCAGACAGAAUACCGGAGAUAAAAAAAACCCUUUUCGGUAUUUUAGCAAGCAGGAGCUAAAGGAGCUCUUCACUUUGGAGGACACUCGAUCCUCCACCACACAGAUGCAGCUUCAGACCAUGCACUCCAGACACCGACGGACGGACCCUGAACUGGACGAACACAUCGCUCACCUCCACGCCAUGGAGAUGUUUGGCAUCUCUGACCAUGACCUCAUGUUUUCCCUCGACGUCAACCACGACGAGGACCCGGAGGACCAAGAGGCGCACCACUACAUUGAAGGGAGGGUCCAGAAGGCUCAGGAGCUGAUGAAAGCCGAGUCCGAGUUACAGAUGCAGCUGGCGGAGAGCAUGGCAUCGAGCACAGAACCAGCUUGGCUCCGACAACCAGCGGAGAACAACAGCAAAGAUCGCUCUCAUGAGAAAAAACCAAGAAAUCCAAAACCAAGUUCUCCGUAUCCACAACACGUCACCGACUUCAACGGAUCACAGAUCGUGGUGGAGUCGGACCAGUCUGGUUCCGACAAGGAGGACGGCCAACAGAGUGACCGAGUUAUUGAUCUAACUGCAGACGACAAUACGCCAGAAGAACAACUUGUUGUUGAAGUAAGCCAAGACAGGCUUACUGAGAAGGAUCUGUAUUCCCCAAAACACCACUCUGUCAAGCAGGAGAGGAGUUACUCCUCCCCUCAGGAGGUGAUCGAAGACUCUUUGCUGAUGUCAGAGGACACUGAUGCUGUAGCAGACGCCUCUGUUCAAGAACUAAUGGACGUGUCUGCGGUAUCAACGGCCAGCCACGCAUUUGUUACAGCAGUUGAUGACAGUGAACAACUGCUACCUGGAGCUUCACCCUCAAAGUAUAAGCCCGAGAUGGACGCCACGCCGCUGCAGAACAAAAGACUCUCCAUGUUGCAAGCGUCCAAUUCAAGCUUCAAAGCAGACACGUCGUCCAAAGUGAGCGCAGGACUUGAAUCCUUUGAAGGCAACUUCAAUUUACAGCUCGAGGACAGCGACAUGUUCUCAGACCACGAGAUCCUGGACCAUCAAGAGACCGACGCAGAGGAGAGGAACUUGCUUUCACAGCUGCAAAUGAACGGAAGUUUUGACGUGAACAAAUCUCUCUCUGAGAGACGACACGAAGAAGCACUCGGGCGAAGCCUCCACACCUCCAUCAAGGACGAGUCAAUGAAUGACUCCAUUGUGAUGGUCAGGAAAAAAAGAGCAGCAGUGAUUUAUGACAGUGAAGAUGAAGAAGAUGGUGACAGACAAGAGUUAAGUAAGAGUCAACUUGACAACUCUUUCCAGGUUCUUGGAGCCUCCACACCUAAAUCAGCGCCCUCCGGCUCCACCCCUCUCCGGUCAAGAAAAAGCAUUGGAGGAAACACAUCUGUGGCCUCCCGCCGGUCCCUCCUCCAGUCCAUCAUCGAAGACAUGGACAACCAAAACCAAGACACGGAGGACGAGGAUGAAGACGAGGAGGACGUUUCAGAGAGGCAUUCUGAUGAGGCCGAAGAGGAGGAGGAGCUCCUUGGGUCAACUCAGGGUGAACUUCAACUUGAGGAGACCAUCGGGGAGACAUUAAAUACAGAGGGAGAAGAAGAAGAGGAGGAGGAGGACGGGGAGGACUCUGAGUUGGCAGGUAGCCUCAAUGAGUCAGGAGAGGAAGCUAGCAGUAACUCGGAAAAAUCGAGUAGCGAGCCUGAGCUAGCCUCGUCCGAGGAAAUGGAUCUGUGCACCGCUGAUCCCGGAGUCAAGACGACUGGCACAAACGACAACAUUAAGUCCGACGGCGAGAGCUACGACGCCCUGGUCAGCAGAGGGAGGGAGAACUACAGCAAAGGAAAGCUGGACGACGCCUUGAGCUUCUUCCUGAGAGCCAUCGACAUCAAACCUGGAGAUCCUGAAGUUCAGCAUAUGACCAUCCAACUGUACCGGCAGCUCAGUCAGAGAAGCUAACCAUAACGGGGCUAGCUGUCCACAUGUCCACCGAAAACCAAUAAUCUGAUGUCCAUCCCCCGUCUGCAGCUCUCAGCUCCAAGCCCACUGGAUCCUACUGAAGUCUCUGAGACUCUUUAGCCUCUAACUCUUAACAUGUUGAGAUUUCACAGUAGCAAAUCAGCAGAAAACAAAAUGAAGAGCCAGGCAGAGAGAGCUGCAGCUCAUAAUAAUAAAUAUUUAGAUUUGUCUUGUUAUUUCCCUAAAAGUUUCUAGAGCUCAUGGUGAUUAAAUGUCUUGUUUUGUCACUCGACUCCAAAUGUAGACUUCAAAAGUAAGAGCAGCGUUUGGUAUUGAUUGGACUGACGGUGUGGGCCGAGCCGCACAGCGUGAUCAUCACUGAUCAGAUUUUUUUUUUUUUUUGUUGGCUCAGAGGAGAAACGUUUGUUGACUUAAACUUUGACGCAGUAACCGCA